AUGAAAUCCUUCUUCGCCGCCCUCGCCCUCGUGGCCGCCAUGGCCGCCGCCAGCCCAGUCUCCAGCCCAGUCUCCAGUUCAGUCUCCCGUCCAGUCCCGUCCGCCAGCCCAGUCACCACUGAGAGGAAAAGCACUUCGCCGAUCCAGCUCAAACUGGUCCGAACUGGCAACACUGGCAUCAAAGCCCACUUCACCAACUGCGGAAACUCCUCGCUCAAGCUAUUUACCCCUGGCACCAUUCUGGAUAGCACUCCCGUCGAGAAGUUGGCCGUCUACAAAGGCAACAUGCGAAUCCCCUUCGAGGGCAUCCGCCUGCGCCUGGCACCUCCCGAAUUGAUCACCAACGCAUCCUUCCGAAUCUUCCAGCCUAACGAAACGGCCGAGUUCAACUUCAACUUUGGAAAGUGGCACGACGUCAGCCAGGGCGGCCACUUCAACGUCACCUCCAUGGGCGGCAUCCCCUACGCCACGGAGAACUCGACAGCGUUCGAAGGCUACCUCGGAUACAACAGCAACACGCUACUCAUCGAUUCGGUCAACGGCACCGAGGCCUCCAUCGCUAAGCGCGCGUUUGAGAAGAAGGCCAAGCGCACGGCCGUCCAGGGCGAUUGCAAGGGAACUCAGGCCCAGGCCGUCGCAGACGCGCUUACUCACUGCACCAAUCUGGCCAAGGAUGCGUCCCGCUCGGCAAUGUUGGACAAGAACAAGACCUUCGAGUUCUUCAAGACGAACGACGACACGGCCCGGAAGGCCAUCAGCGCCGUCUUCACCAAGGUCGCCAACGAGUGCGCCAGCCGUGUCACGGCCGGCAGCGUCUCCAAGCUGUACUGCACCGACAUCUACGCGGCGUGCAAGCCGGGCGUCCUGGCUUACACCGUUCCCUCGGUGGCGCUCAUGGUCAACUGCCCGUUGUACUUCACCGCGCUGACGCCGCUCACAAAGUCCUGCCACGGCCAGGAUCAGGCUACCACCACUCUCCACGAGAUGACGCACCUUGUCCAGAUCAAGGGCACGCUCGACUGGGGCGUCUACGGCUACGAUGGUAUCAGGAAGCUCACUUCCGCGCAGAACCAGAACCAUGCCGACACGUACUGCCUGUUCGCCAACUCUGUCAACCUUGGCAAGGCUUGCUAA
Messenger RNA from Colletotrichum karsti, 1134 nucleotides. RefSeq lists its product as uncharacterized. NCBI's taxonomy places the organism in Eukaryota, Fungi, Ascomycota, Sordariomycetes, Glomerellales, Glomerellaceae. The coding region runs from base 1 to 1134 and encodes 377 amino acids. Gene Ontology annotation, biological process: proteolysis. The record is from RefSeq and is a predicted model, not a curated record. Gene Ontology annotation, molecular function: metalloendopeptidase activity. The transcript has 3 exons.